AUAUUCCGACAUUUACAAUUUUGAUUGACGGAAGAUAUUGAGACCAAUGUCUUGCUGCAACCUUUUCAUCGUGAUCUGCGUGCUGGCCGCCUUCGGGGGCGGCAUGGGAGACGUGCAAGAGCACGUCUCCUUCAUGGAGAAGGGUGGUGCCCCCGUGGAGGGGGGCACAGGGGUGAUGGAGGUGGGUUCCGAGGGGGAACCCAUCUUGAUGGACUAUUUCAUGCAUGAUGAAACGACCACUGAUAUGGAUGACACGAACGAAGUUACCUCAGACGAGACCAUGAGUGAUGAGAAUGUAACUAUUGUUGAAACAAAGGAACCGUUGAAUACAACCUCGGUAAAAGGCAUUGAAGGCAAAAAUGAAACAGUUCUGGAAACUACGAAAGAAGAGAACAUAACAUUAGAGAAAGCAAUUGAUAACAAGAACGGAACCAUUGUUGAAACUAAGGAAGAGAACAGAACUGUGGAAAAUCCUGUUGCCGAGAAUGAAAGCACUGUUAAAACCAUUGAGCACAGAAACAAAACGGUACAAACACCUGCUGGUGAUAAACAUGGGACAGAUAUUGAAGCCAGUAAAGAGCAGGAGAAUAAAAUUUUGGACAAGAUGGUUGAAAAGAAGAGAAAUGAUUUGGAAACUAAAGAACAGGAAAACGAAAUCUUGCUAACAAUCCCUGUUGCUAAGAACGAAACAUUUCUGGAAACUAAAGAGCAAGAAAACAAAACUGUGGAGAAAGCAGUUAUUGAUGAUAAGAACGAAACCAUCGUCGAAACUAAACAGCAAGACAACAAAACUGUGGAAAAGACCGAUGAUAGAAAUGGAACCAUUGUUGAAACUAAACACCUAGACAACAAAACUGUGGAAAAGACCGAUGAUAGAAAUGGAACCAUUAUUGAAACUAAACAGCAAGACAACAAAACUGUGGAAAAGACCGAUGAUAGAAAUGGAACCAUUGUUGAAACUAAACACCUAGACAACAAAACUGUGGAAAAGACCGAUGAUAGAAAUGGAACCAUUGUUGAAACUAAACACCUAGACAACAAAACUGUGGAAAAGACCGAUGAUAGAAAUGGAACCAUUGUUGAAACUAAACACCUAGACAACAAAACUGUGGAAAAGACCGAUGAUAGAAAUGGAACCAUUGUUGAAACUAAACACCUAGACAACAAAACUGUGGAAAAGACCGAUGAUAGAAAUGGAACCAUUGUUGAAACUAAACACCUAGACAACAAAACUGUGGAAAAGACCGAUGAUAGAAAUGGAACCAUUGUUGAAACUAAACACCUAGACAACAAAACUGUGGAAAAGACCGAUGAUAGAAAUGGAACCAUUGUUGAAACUAAACACCUAGACAACAAAACUGUGGAAAAGACCGAUGAUAGAAAUGGAACCAUUGUUGAAACUAAACACCAAGACAACAAAACUGUGGAAAAGACCGAUGAUAGAAAUGGAACCAUUGUUGAAACUAAACACCUAGACAACAAAACUGUGGAAAAGACCGAUGAUAGAAAUGGAACCAUUAUUGAAACUAAACAGCAAGACAACAAAACUGUGGAAAAGACCGAUGAUAGAAAUGGAACCAUUAUUGAAACUAAACAGCAAGACAACAAAACUGUGGAGAAUAAAGUAGAUGAUAGAAACGGAACCAUUGUUGAAACUAAACAGCAAGACAAUAAAACUGAGGAGAAAAAAGUUGAUGAUAAGAACGGAACCAUUGUUACAGCUAAUCAGCAAGACAACAAAACUGUGGAAAAAGUUAUUGAUGACAAAAACAUAACCAUUGUAGAAGCGAAACAGCAAGACAACAGAACUGUGGAAAAUCCCACUGGUAAUAAGAUCGGAACCAUUGUCCAAACGAAACAAGAGGAGAAUAAAACUGUGGAAAAUGAAGUUGAUCAGAACGGAACCAUUGUGGAAAUGAAACAGCAAGACAACAGAACUGUAGAAAAAGCAGUUAUUGAUGACAAAAACGUAACCAUUGUGGAAACGAAACAAGAGGAGAAUAAAACUGUGGAAAAUCCCACUGGUAAUAAGAUCGGAACCAUUGUCCAAACGAAACAUGAAGAGAAUAAAACUGUGGAAAAUUCCACUGGUGAUAAGAGCGGAGGAGAUAUUGAGAUUAGCAAAGAGGAAGAGAACAAGCCCUUGCUGCAAGGGGUGCACGAUAAGAUCGAAACGGAUGAAACAAUUAGUAAAGAGAUAGAAAACAAAACAUUUCAAAAAGCCGUUGCCAAAAACAACGAAACCUUUGAGGGAACUAAUGAGCAGGAAAACAAAAUGAUAUUUUCAAGGAACGAAACAGAUGCGGAAACUAAAGAACCACAGGAGGAAAUUGCGUUGCCACUAAUCCCAGGUGCUAAAAACGAAACAUUUGAAGGAACUAAUGAGCAGGAAAACAAAAUGAUAUUUUCAAGGAACGAAACAGAUGCGGAAACUAAAGAACCACAUGAGGAAAUUGCGUUGCCACUAAUCCCAGGUGCUAAAACGAAACAUUUGAGGAACUAA
Molecule: messenger RNA, 2503 nt
Organism: Portunus trituberculatus (swimming crab)
Lineage: Eukaryota; Metazoa; Arthropoda; Malacostraca; Decapoda; Portunidae
Product: inner centromere protein A-like
Exons: 2
Coding region: 47-2503 (818 amino acids)
Source: RefSeq, a predicted model, not a curated record